CGUGGCAAGAGGUCCGGACGUGACAUCGCUGCACAUCAUCUCUCCUCCUCCCUUCAACCUCAGUUACCUUUACUUACCUAAAGCACAUCUGCAGACACUGGUGCCGGAGCAGACCGGAGUCCUGGUCCGACGAUCUGAACCAGGAGGAGAAAUAAUGUGGCUCAUCGUGUUUGCCAGUUUACUUCACUGCGCCUCGGCCUACGAUGUGGAUCUGAAGAAACUGGACGGGCUCGCAAAAGCGAGGGUGGAGACCUGUGGUGGAUGACAACUGAACAGGCUCAGAGAGGUCAAAGCCUUUGUGGUCCAGGACAUUCCUCUUUACCAUAACCUGGUGAUGAAGCAUAUUCCUGGGGCCGACCCUGAGCUUGUCCUCCUGAACCACUAUUACGAAGAGCUGGAUCGGAUUGCCUUGUCUGACAUGACCCGCUCUGAGAUCAACGAGCUGCUGGGGAAGCUGGGCUUCUACAAGAAGGCUCAACCAGAGGACUUGGUGCCGGAGGAGUUCCGCUUCUCUCCUGCCAAAGACAGCCCGUUUAAAGAUGAGCCGGCAUACAAACCCGCCACUUCCUCUCUUGUAACAGACAACGCCUCCUCAGAGCCCAAAGAAGGAGUCAAGCAUACCGACCUAUAACCUGUCAAGAGUGGAGAAAAGUAGGAAUCUCACAGUACCACUCUGCCCCAUAGCUGCUCCACGACCAGCUGGUUAUUGCAGUUGAUGGUAAAAAAUGCUCAUCAUUUCAGAAUAAAGCCAGCAGAUCAUGGAUCAGCCCUCGGGCAAGGACAAAAUCUUAGCUUCAGCAUAAGGCCCUCAGAAGGUCUAGUCUGAAUUUGCACAUGUUGUUCUUGCUGUGUGUUCUUUAUUUUUGCAUCAAUAAUAACCCAACAGUCCGCUUUCUACUCCCCAACACAAAAGACUGGAAGUGUGUAUGUUUUAUUUUGUUCUUGGUCCAUCAUGUGUCAGCUCUUUCUUCAGGAUCCUCGCCUCACUUGAGUUCUCUUGUGUGUCUGAUUGCUUCCUUCCUACUGUGAAACUGAAUGAAGCCUCAGGCUGAAAACUGUCUGACAGGCCUGAGGUUGAUGCUACAUGUUCUAGUGGGUCGGACUGACGCACACAAGAGGAUAGAAGUGGAAGCGUUGUAAAACAAAUUAAAAAUUAAAUGUGAAAACAAA
Messenger RNA from Morone saxatilis (striped sea-bass), 1170 nucleotides. It is a transcript of the gene selenom, whose product is annotated as selenoprotein M. Gene Ontology annotation, cellular component: endoplasmic reticulum lumen. Gene Ontology annotation, molecular function: oxidoreductase activity. The transcript has 5 exons. Lineage: Eukaryota; Metazoa; Chordata; Actinopteri; Moronidae. The record is from RefSeq and is a predicted model, not a curated record.